Messenger RNA from Microthlaspi erraticum, 903 nucleotides. The record is from the annotation of a GenBank genome assembly. NCBI's taxonomy places the organism in Eukaryota, Viridiplantae, Streptophyta, Magnoliopsida, Brassicales, Brassicaceae.
AUGGGACAUAAGGAGCAUGGAGGGACUUGGCACAUGGAAGCAGCUCAACUGGAUACGCAAAGGAAGAAGGGAGAAGCCAUCUUGAAGACCAGCUCGACCGUCUACUCGACCAACCGGUCGAGUUCCUCAACUCGACCGGCCAAGCUUCAACUCGAUCGAGCUGAGAAAGGGGAAUGGAAACCCUUUGGGAAUGGACUCGGUCGAGCUAGGCAAACUCGACCGAUUGGUCAAGGAGAUGCUCCAAACCGCCACCAACAGAGACAAGGGAUUGUUCCACCACCAGUGCAGAACCACAACUUUGAGAUCAAGCUGGGAAUGAUCAACCUUGUCCAGAACAAGAUGUUCCAUGGAUUGCCAAGUGAAGACCCCAUUGACCACCUUGAUGAGUUUGAUAGGCUUUGUGAUUUGACAAAGAUCAAUGGUGUCUCUGAAGAUGCCAUCAAGCUGAGACUCUUUCCUAUGUCUCUAGCUGACAAAGCUCACCAAUGGGAGAAGAGCUUGCCCCAUGGCACAAUCACCACUUGGGAUGAAUGCAAGAAGGCCUUUCUUGCUAAGUUUUUCUCCACCGGUCGCACAGCCAAGCUUAGAGGAGAGAUAUCCAGCUUCAUCCAGCGAAACAAUGAGACAUUCGCAGAGGCUUGGGAGAGGUUCAAAGGCUACACAAGUCAGUGCCCACACCAUGGAUUCAACAAUGAAUCACUACUCUCCACUCUUUAUAGAGGAUGCUUGCCUAGGUAUAGGGAGAUGCUAGACACAGCUAGCAAUGGGAACUUCCUCAACCAGGAUGUAGAUGAUGGCUGGCAACUUGUGGAGAACAUAGCUAACUCAAAUGGAAGCUAUGGAGAAGAGUAUGAUCGCACCAACCGGAGCUCGACCCACUCGAUCGAGCUGACGCUCAAAUGA